CCCUCUCAUGUUGGAUGAUGGUAACUCCGCCCUCCCACUCUCCAAAUUCAGCAGACACCUUCCAGUGGAUUCCCUCCAUGUUCCGUAUUAUAUUCAAUCGGUGAGUCCCAUUCCUCUCUCCAUUUUUAACACAUGUAUACUAAUAAAAAUACAGUUUUCAUGCUGCAAGACGAUUUGCCCAUUCUGUAAAAAGUAGGCUUUCUUGUGGCAACAUCUCAACGUUAAAAGUCCCCAAACGUUGAAUCUUUCUUUUUUUUUUUUUUAUAAAAGCUUUAUUUCACUAAAUAUUGUGAACAUGAAUCAUUAUAUAUUUUAGUAGAAUAUUUGCAAAUAACUGAUAAUUAGCACUGGAUAGCAGUCAAGUUGACACGACUUGAAAAUCGGUAGAGUCUAAGUAAAGUUAUCUUUCAGUUGCCAUUGAAAUGUUCUUAAUAGUCCACCCGUAAAAUGUACCGUACAGAAUAGCAAACAGCAGACAUUAUUGACUGAGGAGAACAAAAUGGCUGCACCAAGAGGCUGAGAUCCAGCACAAGAAAGAAAAGAUAAUAAAUAUAAAUAAAGGAAGAGGGGGGUGAGCAUAAUCUUUAAUAUAGAGGGGGCAUAAGGAAUGAAAAACCAAAAGAAAAAAAACAUGACAAGGCUGUGUUAAGUAAAUAAUAUAUUCUAAUAAAAGAAAUUGAUACUGUAGGUCUGGGUAUCCUUGCUCAUAAGCAUGGAAGCUAGCUAAAAUGUCUUACAGCAAUACUUCAUGCACCUUGACCACUUCCCAUCAGCCCGUCCUCUGGGGAGGGAAAGUUGGUUAGCGCGCAAUCCUUUAGAUUUAACACUAAACCCAUUGUACAGCGCUGCAGAAUUUGUUGGCGUUUUAUAAAUAAUUAUAAUAAUAAUAUGUGUUUUUAUGCAUGAGGAUUAUGAGCUAUUGAAAAUGUGUAUAAUAAAUAGCCAACUACAACAAAUAGUUCCACUAGCCGGAUGUUGUAAUUGUACGAUCUGUCUCACUGUAACCCUUACAGCCAUCUGCAGAUCCUGCGUCGUCAGUGGGCACUUCUGCUGUCAAUGCUGGGCCGAUCAUAUCAGACGUGACAGAGUCUACACCCACUAACACAGGAAUUGCACCAGCCACAGCAGAUGGAGAAAGGUAAUGACAUAAUCCAGGAUGGGAUUGUAUUUGGACAAAGUCUUUAAAACAAGGAACACUAUAACGAUAGGAAUCCCUAACACUCUGGUGUGCUAAUUGCAGAUUAGUUUUAGGCCCCCAUUUUCAUUAAAAACCUGGAGGGGGGAGGGUCUUUUUUGCAGACUCCCUCGGCACUGCUGUCUGUUGCACUUCCCGCAAAGCCAUUCUGUUAUCUUGCAUAUUGUCCAAUUCAAUGCUCUUUAGGGAGGAGUGUUGGGGGCUUAUGCGCAUGCACGUCAAACACUGUGUGCAUCAAAAUGCUUCUCAUAGUAAAGCACUGAAUUCACUGCUUUCUUAUGAGCUGCAACAUCACGUGACCUAGUUUUACGUGAUUGUUGCAGUGGAAGUGCCUCUAGUGGCUGUCAAGAUCACAGCCACUACAAGUUGAUUUAUCCCUUUACAUUGCAGUUUCUAAAAACAAAAAGCAACUGCAAUGUUUAACAUUGCAGGGUUAAAAUGACAGGACCUCUGUCCCAGACCACUUCAUUGAGUUGAAGUGGUCUGGGUGUUUUUGGUGGUCAUUUUAAAAGGCUCUAAUUUAAUUAUAGGCACAUCAUAAUUUAUCAUUAUUGAAGCAGUUUUGGUGUCUAGAUAAUCACACCUCCCUGCAUGUGACUUGCACAGCCUUCCUAAACACUUCCUGUAAAGAUUCAGCUAAUGUUUAUACUUCCUUCAUUGCAAAUUCUAUUUAAUUUAAAAUGUAUUAUCCCCUGCACUGUUGAAAGCUUGCUAGACCCCACAGAAGCAUUCUGUGAAUGAUUAAAGUUCACUUUAAAAAGCAGGCAAUAAGAACUUUUAAAGUAAGUUACAUCUAAUUGAAAGUAAAACCAUUUUUUUAUGCAUGGUGUGUGAGUCACUAGGACUGCAUAGACAGAAACAAAAGGGAUUUAACUCCCACUAAAUUGCAGAGAUUUGAACAGUGAGACUGCAGGAUCAUGAUCUAUAUACUAAAACUGCUUCCCUCAGCUAAAGUUGUUUUGGUGACUAUAGUGUCCCUUUAACAUAGCCAUUAGGUGGUUUCUGAAUGCCUGAUACCUCUGAUACCCCUUAAAGGCGUUGAAGCAGCACUGUCACCUCCCUCCCCCCCAUACAAAUGUGUACUUUAUAAAUAUUGAAUCUUUACAAAAUACUCAUAUUGACUCUAUUGGAGUUUCACUAAAACUCCAACCUAUUUAAGAGAUAUAUUGAGGCAAAGUAGGGACUACAACUACUUUGUCUCAGUGUAUUUCCAAUGCCUGACAGUUCUAGACACUAAGGGAGUCUCCUGCCAUCUUGAAAUGUCAAUCCCUAAAUUCUGCAAAGUCCCAAGAUGGCGACAGUGCCACUUUAAGAAGAGCAGGUUAAUAAAAAUGUUAGCAGAGUUCAAUGUUUAGAUUCUUGCUAAGCUUCUUCUACUUUAUUAUUUAAAGUGCAAAGUGUAUUUAUCACUUUUAUGAUGGGUCUGAGUAAAAUUUGUAAAAUUUUGAUAAUUAGCAUGAAAAGUAUAUGUUUGUUGCUUUUUUUUUUCAUGAAGGAGUAAAUGCCUUCUACUGAUUAAAGAAGAGCCCAUUAGUCCAGGAAUGAAGGGAUCCACGGAGGCGGAUAUGUCUUUGAGCAAUUGCGGUGCUUGCUCAGAUCCUCCUGUCCUUCCAGUUGCAAUGGUCCAGUCUAUAUUGGAAGGGAAGGAAAGCUGCAAUACCCCACAGCCCUCUGGGUCACAGCAAUUGGAGGGACAAGGGCAAAGGAACCCAAUGGAAAGGUGAGUAGAAGGAUCUGAAGGUGAGAGUCACUACUUUAACAAAUACGUCAGACUUUUAAUGACCAUAUUCUGUCUACAUUUGUUCAUCUUCUCAGGCCUGAGCUCUCGGAUACUUUGGAUAGCACUGAUGUCAGUUUGGAGGGUCUCCAGUUGCUAUUGAGAAGUCAACAUUACAAUUUGGACUCUGCUGCUGUUCUGGAUGUGAGUAUUCUAUCUGCAUUAAAAUGACUUAUAGGUUUAUUCUCUAAGUCCUGAGAUGCGUUGAGUGAAACCGAGAUUCGAUUCAUCAUCAAAAUGUAAGCGUUAUUAUCAUGGACAUUCCUACAGUCUGACUGUGCUGCUUGGUAGGUGUAUGUCCUCAACAAUUAACACUUUCUGUAGCUUGUAUCAGGACAAAUGGACCUGAUCUGAGGUGGACGUGUGGAAGACUAACACAUGAUGUGGAAACAUUUUCUACAGAAAGGGAAGUAGCUACAUGAAAGAGACUUCCAGUGGAAGGGGUAAUAAAUAACAACUGAAAGGACUAAAUACCCAUAAAGCACCUGGCACCAUCCUAAAAAAGUAGUCAAACAAUGCCUCUGACCUGGUUCCCUCUCCAGAUAUAACUAAAGCCCCAUAAUAGAAUACCAAUUUUGUCUGUAUUUUGAUGGAAUUCUCAGUCAAUAAAUAGAAUGAAUUUAGAUGUAGGAAUUUGCACUUUUUUGAUAUAUUGGAUGUGGGAACUGAAGCAGAACCCAGAGGAUGCAAGUAAGUGUCAAACAGUUUGAAAGCAGUUACCUUAUUGUGGGGUGGAGUCAGAAGACUCCUGGCACUAUAACGACUUCAGCAUCCUGUUUGGAGUUAUGGUUCUUAUAAACAAAGUAAAAAAAAAAAAAUCAAGCGGUACCAUUGUGAUUAAAAUUGUGUAAAUGUAAUUGCAUUUUAUGUAAUUGUGAAUGCAAUUUUUUUUAGAUAUAAUCAAUACAAACCAUGAAGAUGGUUUCAUCUUUUAUUUAUUAAUAUUGUUUUAGGUGUUCAGUGCUGGUCUAUGUGUUAGUGAGUGGAACCUUCCAACGAUGGACACGAGCCUAUCACCGGUAAGAACAUAUCCAGUACUGUGUCUGUUUCACAUAAACACUUGUAGAUGCAUGGUAUAGCCAUUUUUAAAAUUCUACAAUUAACAAAUAACAUUUGAAGAGCAAAUGUAAGGCAAACAUAGCUAUAGUCACUGCCUGCUUAUUUUGGUCUGAAUUUUGUCAUUUGGAUUUUGCUGGAGUUAUGAAAUUAUUCCUGUUACUUACAGAUGUUUUAACUAAACAGUGAAUUGAAAACUGAAAUUUAAAAUUCAGACUAAAAUAGCCAUGGUGUGACUAUACUUGAGCAGGAGAAAUUUUCCAAAUCAGUUAUUUAGGAAAUACAUUUUGCAGAUGGUCAUUCACUAAAAUUCUCAUUUUAGUUAUUAACUACCGUAAUGUGGAGGCGGAUUUAAUGAUAAUUCAAAUUAUAAUUUAUGCCUGCUCACCUCUUAGUUCAUCUCUGAGAAGGACUUGCACAGGACCAGACCUAUAGUGGACUGAACGGCAGUCAGGUUUAUGUGGCCAGGGUCAUCUCCCCUCUCCCCCCCUUCCAUAAAAAAAAAAUACAGCUGUAUGUUUGAAACUAUAUUGAUUGAUUUAAAUAAAUAAAUAAAUACUUGUUACUCUCGCAAGCUAAAGUGAUUUUGGUGCUUAGAAUGACACUUUCAUAUAGUAUAGGUACUAUCAUUAGUAUACACAAGAUGUAGUUUCUACAUUAUCAUUGCCUUUUUUUGUUUUCUUUUGUUUUGCAGCAACUUCCAGGAGAUUUGGAGAAGAAUGUAGCUGAGUUGCCCUCAAAGUGCCUUAAUCCAUCGUUCAGCUCCUCCUGCCAAGGUAGCCAGAUAGAGGAGAUAAACGGCAAGUGCGCUAAUUUUCAAUUGCCAGUUACUCUCCAAAUUGUGAAUAAUUAUUAUAUUUGGACAAUAUUUCACUUAUCAUACUGCUAAGAUACAUUUAAAUUGUCCAAAUUACUAUAAUAAGGGCAAGGCAGUCUCUGUGUGCGAAAUAUAGAAGUAACAUCUCCCAGUGUCAUCAUUUAAUGUUAAAGUUGUAACUUGUUGAUGUAAAAGAAUCAACCUAUCACUGUAACACUUAUUUAAGACUAAUUGUGACUGUCACUGUCAUAAAUGGCUUUGAAUACAUAAAAAGUAUGGUUUGUGCAUGGAAUCAAUGUGAAUGCGUUGAGAAUGUAUCCCUGUGUGCAUAUCUCGAGGGCUGCACCGUUCCUGUGGAACUUGCUUCCCUCCUCCGUUAGAUGCUCACCCAGUCUCCACUCCUUCAAAAAAAUGUUAAAAACCCACUUCUUCAUAAAAGCAUAUCAAUUAAACUGUUAAUAGCUCCUGACUGAUUCCUCUCUUGCAACUGUCACUAGUCUGAUAAUUCUUUAGCUUUUUGUGUCAUUUUACCCCACUCCCUCUAGCAUGUAAGCUCAUUGAGCAGGGCCCUCAACCCCUCUGUUCCUCUGUGUCCAACUUGUCUGGUUACAACUACAUGUCUGUUUGUCCACCCAUUGUAAAGCACUGCGGAAUUUGAUGGCGCUAUAUAAAUAACAUAAUAAUAAUAAUAUCCCUGCGUAUUGUGUGUGCAUCAAUGUGUAUCAGAGCUUCUGUGUGCAGACUGUCAGUAGAUGUCAUUGCUCUUGUAUGUGCAUAAUGCGUUGCUCUUUGGCAGAUCCUUCUAGAUAAUACUGGCUCUUGUAAGGUUAUGGUUAGCGUAUGACCACAUAAUACCCAUCUGAAUCCAGGAUAGGCUUUACGGUGAAGAACAAAAGACAGAUCAUUUUCCUCUUUCUGUUGUCCGUGUAUAAUAUGGUGUAACUUUGGUCAAACUGGAGCAUUGUUCCCAUGUCAUCUUGUAAAGAAAAUGCUCAUUCCUUUCAGUAAUAAUUUAAAAACCAGUUUAACAUGUCUAACUGCCUUCAUAUCAGUUAGCUAAUCAACAUUAGUAAUCACUGUCAAGGUUAAUUACUAAAGUAUAAUUGUUGGUAGGUCAAAGGGACUUUCAAAGGCUAGUUUAUUAUUUGAAAUUCACUUUGAAAUGACAUCAAAAGUUAUUCGCUAAUUAUUGCAUUUUGGCAUAUUAAAACUGAAUGGCUACAUUCAGGCUAAAGUAAUCAAACUGUAAUCAUAGCUGAUUUGCUUGAUUUUCCAGAUCAACUAGUUUAGCCUGAGUUUUGCUUAUUUCCACAACAGCCACUGUGACACCAUGCCACUAUACAGUAUUGGAAUCGCAGUAAAAUUAAAGCAUAGAUUGAUUGCAUAAUUCUCCCUAAAUUUCUCCAAGGGUUUUACCUGCUUCCUCUGAUUAUUUUUUAAUAGAAUGAAGAUAUGGUUAAUAUCUCUCAGCUUAGAAUAACACUUUCUGGUUAAUAUCAUAGUUCCAUGGAAAAAAUAAUGCAAAAUUUGCCAGUAUAAAAUACUAUUAACCUGGCUUUGUUCUGAUCCUUACAAGGAAUAAGGUUUAAAUAAAAGUGGCAACAUAACAGGUGUUCAGUUAGUUUAACGGUUCUUAAACUUAUUUUUGGCAGUCUCUAAUUAUGAACAUGGCAUUAGCUUGGCAAACUACUUUUCAAUUGUAAAGUUCCCUGAGUGACCUUUUAUCAAUUGUACUACAAUUAAUAGUAAUACGUCCUUAAUGCACAUUUUGUGUACAGUUGAACAAGAUCAUUAUACAGUUAAAAAAAAAAUUCAUUGACUGCUCUCCAGACUAUUACUAGAGAGUAAAAUGUUAUUUUGGGCCUGGUUUAUUAAAUUCACAUUUUGAAAGAAACGUUGAGUUCACAAAAUGUAAAAGUAGAUUUGUCAAGUUGUUUCUUGUUUUUUUUUUUUUUUUUGAUGAAUAAAAAUAAAUAUCCACAGUGACUAAAAACACCUUAAAAAAACAAACAAAAAAACAAGUGCAUGCCCCAACAAAUUGAGUUGUGUACCUCUAUAAUAACGCAUUGUUUUGUAAUCUGUUGACUACUGCCGUCACUGGUCCUUCACCAACAUAUGUGACAUAUUAACUAUCUUUUUGUAACCCUUUUGAUUUAGGAAAAGAUUCAGACCUUGAACAUUCUGCGUCUUUCCUGUCUGAAGACAUUGUGAAUCUUACUGGUUCCUCCAGUCUCUUUGCUUCUGAUGACGGUGUGGUUUCUUACCUCUCCACGGGGGUCAUUCCCGGAGAUGCCUCCCUGAGCCUGCAACCUACAGAGGAGAGGGACGAGUGA
Pelobates cultripes (western spadefoot toad) is the source of this 7178-nucleotide messenger RNA. Lineage: Eukaryota; Metazoa; Chordata; Amphibia; Anura; Pelobatidae. The record is from the annotation of a GenBank genome assembly.